Mercurialis annua (annual mercury) is the source of this 3974-nucleotide messenger RNA. RefSeq names its product putative disease resistance protein RGA3. Gene Ontology annotation, biological process: defense response to other organism. Gene Ontology annotation, molecular function: ADP binding; protein binding. The transcript has 2 exons. NCBI's taxonomy places the organism in Eukaryota, Viridiplantae, Streptophyta, Magnoliopsida, Malpighiales, Euphorbiaceae. The coding region runs from base 69 to 2852 and encodes 927 amino acids. The record is from RefSeq and is a predicted model, not a curated record.
UCUGCAAUAUACUUCUGCUUUUUUCCAUUUUAUCAAUCAUCUUCAAUUUCUAUUCUUUUCCUUUGAAUAUGGCUGAUUUUCUUGUUUCCAAAGCAUUAGAUCUGCUGACAUCGGUCAUUGUUGGCCAGAUAGAGCAAAAUGUUAAGCUUGUUUCCGGUGUCAAGAAUGAGGUCAAAAUGCUUACUAGCAAUCUCCAAUCCAUCCAAGCUGUGCUCAUUGAUGCAGAGAAAAGGCAAUUGAAGGAGGAAACUGUUAACCUUUGGCUCCGCAAGCUAAAAGACAUAACAUAUGACAUCGAUGAUGUGUUAGACGAAUGGAGCAUUGAAAUUCAGAAAUCAAAAAUCGAGGGAGAUGAACAUGAAUACACUUCCAGGCCUAAAAGGACUAAGGUAUGGUCUUUUGUCUUAUCCUUCUGCUUUUGUUUUCGUGAAGUUGGUUUUCGUCGUGAUAUUGCUGUCAAGAUAAGAGAGCUAAAUGAAAGUCUAGAUGUGAUUGCCAAAGAGAAAGAAAGAUAUAGCUUUUCACUGAUAAAAGGCCAUGAAAAUAUCGAACGAGCAAUGACUACCUCUGUUAUCAAUAUAGCAGAGGUAAAAGGUAGACAUCAUGACAAAGUUGCAGUGAUAGACUUGUUGUUGGCUGAGAGUGAUCAAAACCCUCAUGUCAUCUCCAUAGUAGGGAUGGGAGGGGUUGGCAAAACUACUUUUGCCAAACUAGUCUACAAUGAAGAAAUGAUAAAAGCUCAUUUUGAUGUGCAAAUAUGGGUUUGUGUCUCUGAUCCCUUUGAUGAGGUUAGGAUUGCUAAGGCAAUCCUUGAAUCUCUUACAAAAUCUACCUCAAAUCUUGUUGAAUUGCAAAACAUUGUACAACAAAUUCAACAAUGUAUUUUAGGAAGAAAGUUUUUACUCGUUCUGGAUGAUGUGUGGAAUGAAGAUUAUCGAAAGUGGGAAGAACUAAAACAUUCUUUCGAGUGUGGUGCACCAGGAAGUAAAAUUUUGGUCACCACGCGUAAAGAGGACGUUGCAAAAACUAUGGAUAGUGUAAAUACAAUCCAACUUGGACUUUUGUCCGAUAAGGAAUGUUGGGAGAUUUUUACUAACAUAGCAUUCUUUCAAAGGUCUAGAAAUGAGUGCAUAGUUUUAGAAGAAAUUGGGAGAAAAAUUGUGAGUAGGUGUAAGGGUUUGCCUCUUGCUGUAAAGACGAUAGCAAGUCUUUUGCGCUUUAAAAAGUCUAUAAGAGAAUGGCAAGAUGUGUUAAAUAGCGAAUCAUGGAAAUUGAAGGAAGUUGACGAGUGCGUCCUAGCCCCAUUGUGGUUAAGUUAUAUCGACUUGCCCUCGCCAUUGAAACAAUGUUUCUCUCACUGUGUCAUCUUUCCAAAGGACUACGAGAUGAGUAAAAGUGAACUAAUUUCUUUGUGGAUUGGUCAAGGUUAUAUUAGGGCAGCAAAUGAUAAGAAUUUGGAGAUGAUUGGUGACGAGUAUUUCCAUAAUUUAGUUAUGCGCUCUUUCUUCCAAGAUAUUAUAGAAAUUGGGGAGAACGAAUAUUUGAGUGAUCGAAUUUACUGUAAGAUGCAUGAUUUAGUGCAUGAUUUUGCACAAUCUGUCAUGAAAAAUGAGUAUGGAAGCAUAGAGAUAAAUAGUAACGAAGAACCAAGAAUAGAUUUCAAUCCCAUGGAAAUACGUCAUGUAGGUAUUACAGUUGUGGAACAUGUCUCUUUUCCUAUUUCCCUUUACAGUUUUAGAAAGUUACGUAGUCUUAAAAUUUCGUCGGGAGGAAGCACAUCGUUUGGAGUUGCCCUAAGUAUUUUAUUUAAUGAAUUGUCUUGUUUGAGAUCAUUGAGUUUAAGAAAUUGUGGUAUUGUAGAAAUCCCAUCUAACAUAAGUAACUUGAUUCAUUUGAGGCAGCUUGAUUUGUCUUUUAAUGUUUUUGAAGAGUUGCCUGAAUCGAUAUGUAAAUUGUAUAAUUUGCAAGUUUUGGAUGUGGAGAGGUGUGGACGUCUAAAAUCAUUACCUAAAGGGAUAGGAAAACUAAUUAAUUUGAUCUAUCUAAAUAACUUGGGGACAUAUGCUUUCAUGCCGAAAGUAAUAGGGAGGUUGUAUGGCUUACAAAGUUUAACCAAAAUUAAUAUAAGCCACCAUGAAACAAUAGAAGCCCCAUUAUCUCUUAGAGAUAUAAAAAACUUGAAUCAACUUGGUGGAUUCAUGUUAAUAGACUGGACGAGACAACAUGUGCCAGAUGUGGAUGUUGAAGACGCUAAGGGAGCGCAGUUAAACGAUAAAAAGCAUCUCGUUGAAUUGUCUUUAAGUUUCAAUGAUGAAGUUGGACAAGAAUGGAGGAAAAAACAAGAUGAAGAGUUAUUAGAAGCUUUAGCGCCCCCAACAAGUUUGGAGCAUUUAGCGAUAUGGAAUUACCAAGGAACAAAUAAAAUCUGUCAUGGUCCAAGUUGGAUAAAAUCAUUGAUUUGUCUUAAAAGCCUUUUCCUUUAUGGAUGGAGGAACUGUGAGCAGUUGCCAUCGCUGGGAAAAUUACCUUCGCUUGAAUACCUUUUCGUAGGUGAAUUCGAGAGUUUAAGAGAAGUAGGAGUUGAAUUUCUUGGGAUGGAUCAUCAUGAGGUGUCUGAUAAUGCUGUAUUAUUCCCCAAAUUAACGGAAUUACACUUUUCGGACAUGAAAGAAUGGGAAGAGUGGAUCUAUGAAGAUAUCAUUGCCGACGAAAGGGUGAAGAAAAACGACAGCGGUAAUGGAAUGGAAAUAAUGCCAUGUCUACGAUCUUUACAUCUCUCGACAUGUCCGAAGUUGAGGGUGUUGCCAUCUUUUAUCCUCCAAAAUACUUCACUGCAAAUAAAAAGAUAUUGAGCAAGCUUGUGGAAUAAGUAUGUAUAUAUGAAGGCAAGGUUGGUAUAGUUUCUUCUCCUUUUUGUUUUUUAUUUUGAAGUUAAUGAAACAAUAUUUUUUAACAUAUCCAUUUAUAUUCAAUUCAUCAAACUACAGUCUUUCAGAAUGUAUUAGUAUUUAAAAUAAUAUGAAACAAGUUUGGUACUUACUAGUUAUAAUUUUUUAUUUGCAGCCAAAGAGUUACCAUCUGCACCAAUUGUCAUUGUUGUCUGCUACUGAUUGCAUAUUCUUAUUGGCAAGAAUUAAGAAUGUUUUUAAUUAUUUUAAUAUUUUCAUGCUAUUUUUUAGUGUUUAUGAGAAUCUAUUAUCUAUUUCUUUUUUCAAUUUAUAUUCCUUUCAUAUUACUUUAUGCACUGUACUUUCUUGAAAUUUAUUAACCAAACUGCUAAUUUUAUGCAUCAUUUAAGGAGAACUUUUCGACCAUUGUUUUCACACUAAAGAUGCAAUCAAAUUGCAAAAUGUUGCGAUUAUCUUAUAAAAAUUGUUGUAAAUAGCUCGACUCUCUAAGAGAAUGUGCAUAAGGAAUUCCGCAUCUCGGCUUUCUUGCCUGCCAACGAUGGUCCAUGGAGUGGCAAGUGAUGGCUAUGCUGCUUCUGAUAUCUUGAAUAUCGGAAAGGUCUUGCUCGAUAUUUUGUUUAAUGCCAAGCAGGUGGUACCCAAAAUGCUAGAACCGCAUGCUCUCCAUUUAUUGGGUUGUUGUUCCUUCCACCAAUCACAAACUAGUAUCGAUUCUCGACGAGCAAUUAAGUUGCGGAUUCUUUCUGUAGGCUCGUCAUAAUCUACAAGUAACAGCAUUGCUACUACAUCCACAACAGAUGCAGUGACUUGCUUCCUCGAUAAGUAAUUGAUCGGCGCAUUUCAUGAAAUUGGCUCGAUCCAAGAAUGUUAAUAUUAUUACAAGCAAAAUUCUGACAUAUACUGAAACCAGUUGAAUUUUCAUGGCUUGUAAUUUGCUUUAUGUUUUUUGUUCUGCUUUGGUGUGAGAUAAUAUAUUAAGCAUUGGGUUGUAAUUUUAUCAGAAAAGGCUUGCAUAUCCUUGUUAAAUUUGUAUUCAUUGAGAGAAUUUCUUGUAUGUUAUUUUUA